Messenger RNA from Penicillium verhagenii, 2481 nucleotides. RefSeq lists its product as uncharacterized. Lineage: Eukaryota; Fungi; Ascomycota; Eurotiomycetes; Eurotiales; Aspergillaceae. The record is from RefSeq and is a predicted model, not a curated record. Bases 1 to 2481 code for a protein of 826 amino acids. Gene Ontology annotation, molecular function: hydrolase activity, acting on glycosyl bonds. The transcript has 2 exons.
AUGCCUUCUCAAGGCCUCUUACUCGCUUCUUUAGCCUUGGUUUUAUCCCCCGUGUUGGCGGUAGCAGGAAGUGGCACUACGAAGGGGAGUGGUACUAGCUGUACGGUGAAUGCGGUGAAUGUUAUGACCAAUGGUGGAUUUGAGCUUGGUUCAACUAGUACCUGGGAUGAUCUUGCGUUCGGGACCGGCAGUGGUGUCGUGGACGAUGCGACCUCCGCGGCCGAAGGCUCAUACUACCUUAAGAUAGUAGCCGACGACGCGGACGGUUACACUGCAUACGGGCUCGAGAAAUAUAUCUACGAUGUGACGCAAGGCGACGAGUAUACUAUUACAUUCGACUACAAGUUCACCCUGAACGAUGGUGAUACUUGUGACUUGCAGGCCGAUUAUAUCUCAAAUGGCGAGCUUGUGUAUCUCUUGGAUCUUGAUUCAAUUACCAGCGACGUUGAUGAAUGGACUACAGUAUCGCAGACCAUUACUCUACCAGGUAGCUAUAUGGUUCUUCAAAUUAUUGGGUCCUGCAAUAGUGGCUAUCCGGACCUCUACCUUGACGCCGUUUCUGUGACAUAUGAGGAAGAAGUUUGCACAACGACGACUGUCGCAGUCCCCACUUCAACUCCGGCCGUGGUCGGCUCAAGCUCAUCUGUCGCUACACACAAAUCGACUCCUGCUGUGCUCAGCUCAAGCUCAUCUGCCACCGUGAAAAAAUCGACUCCUGCUGUGGUCAUUCCGAGCUCAUCCGCCUCCGUGCACACUUCCACUGCUCUCGCUGUCAGCUCGAGCUCAUCUGUUUCUGUGCACGCGUCGACUCCUCUUGUGGUCAGCUCAAGCUCCUCUGCCAGUGUACACACCUCAACCCCUCUUGUUAUCAGCUCAAGCCCAUCUGCCGCCGUACACACAUCGACUCCUCUUGAAGUCAGCUCAAGCUCCUCUGCCAGUGUACACACUUCAACCCCUCUUGUUAUCAGCUCAAGCUCAUCUACCGUCAGACCCACAUCGACUCCUCUUGUGGCCAGCUUGAGCUCGUCUACUCCUGUAAUUGCCCCGACUACAUCGGCUGUUUCUCCUGGCUCUGGCUCUGGCUCUGGUCAAAGCACUACCUCAACCAUCUGUACUACUCGCACAGCCACUGUCACCGCUUGUCCCUCGAAUGUCAUCAAUUGCCCAGCCUCGCAACGCACGACUUAUCUAACUACCGAAACCGUCGUUGUCUCCACCACAAUCUGCCCUGUCACCGCUGGCGAGUCUGCCGCUACUGCUACUGCCAAGAUUGGAACCGGUCCUGACUCUGGUGAACAAAUCACUACAGAGACAAUUUUCACUACUCGCGUUUCUACAAUUCUCGAGUGCCCAUCGACUGUCACUGAUUGCCCAUUGACUCAGAAGACAACUCACACUACAACCGAAACUCUUGUUGCUGGAACCACGGUCUAUCCUGUCACCUCUACCGGACACUCAACCAUAUCUGCAAGUGCAAGCCCAGCUGGAGCUAGUCAGACUGGCUCCCUUACUACGGAGACCAUUUAUGCCACUAGCGUGUCAACCAUCUAUGAAUGCCCUUCCUCGGUCACUGAUUGCCCAUUAAGAUCCAAGACUGCCCACGCUACCACUACUACGGUCGCCGUUGGAACUACGGUUUACUCAGCUGGGGUCAAUGCUGCUAGCACUGAGAGUACUAUUACUAGCCAGGCUGGCUCCCUCACCACAGAGACAAUCUACGCCACUAGCGUGUCAACCAUCUAUGAGUGCCCUUCAUCAGUUACUGACUGCCCACUAAGAUCCAAGACUGCCCAUGCUACCACUACAACUGUAGCCGUUGGCACUACAGUGUAUAUAAAUGGGGAAUCUGCUAUUGCCAGCUCUACCGCCCAAGAACAUUCUGGCUCAGUCCCAACCUCCAGUGCUUCCUCUGGCUCUUCCAUUGGAGAUUCGGACUCUUCUUCCAGCAGCUCUAUCCCCGCGUCCGGGUCGACUUUGUCAAACUCUGGAGCUGAAUCCGAGUCUGCCACGACCGGUGAAAACACAAUCAAAACGGGCUCGACCUUUGUAUCAGGCUCUAGCUCAACCUCCAGCUCAUCUUCUGGUUCUGAUUCAGAGGAUAUUUCUCUUUCAAGUGCAUCUUCUGAGGGGUCCAUUGAUACAGUUGUUGAAACCGUUAAAUCGGGCGUCUCCGUUGAAGUUGCAUCCACUGCCGUCACUACUAAAGCUAUCGGCUUCAGCACAUUCACUUCUUCUGCUUCGUCUAUGUCACCGGCUCCUUCUGCUCCAUUGAAGUCGAGCCCCAAGAUCGCAACCAUCGCCAGUCCUACUUACGCCCCUGCUUCCUCGUCGGUCGUUGUUAGUAGCUCUACCUCAUCAUCUUCGACUUUGAGCUCUAGCAGUGCUAUCUACACUGGUGCCUCGGUUUCACAGAUGAGCACUCUGUCUAAGGGUCUAAGCCUGCUGUGUGGACUCGUCGCAGGUUUGCAAUUUACUCUCUGA